AUGCGUCACCUCUGUGUUGUUGUUUGUGGCGGUAAGAUGGCGGCGCUCGGAGACACCUCAGCUCCGGGGGUGAACGGGUUAAUACAACAAUUCACUGCAAUAACAGGGGCCACAGAGAGUGUAGGAAAACAUAUGCUUGAAGCAUGCAACAACAACCUGGAGAUGGCGGUGACCAUGUUUCUGGAUGGAGGUGGGAUAGCAGAGGAGCCCAGCACCAGCUCCAGUUCAGCAGCAUCAAGCAGCAGAGCUCCCCCAACAGAUGAAGUGCGAGCACCUAUUCCCCAAAAGCAGGACAUACUGGUGGAACCAGAACCAUUAUUUGGAGUGCCAAAGCGAAGACGGCCUGCUCGAUCAAUAUUUGAUGGUUUCAGAGAUUUCCAAACAGAAACAAUCCGACAGGAACAGGAGCUGCGUAACGGUGGAACAGUGGAUAAGAAACUGAGCACCCUGGCAGACCUUUUCCGUCCCCCCAUUGAGCUCAUGCACAAAGGCAGCUUUGAGACGGCUAAAGACUGUGGACAGCUUGAAAACAAGUGGCUAAUGAUCAACAUUCAGAACGUCCAGGACUUUGCUUGUCAGUGCCUGAACAGAGAUGUGUGGAGUAAUGAUGCUGUGAAGACCAUCAUCAGAGAACAUUUUAUAUUCUGGCAGGUAUAUCAUGACAGUGAAGAAGGACAAAGAUACAUUCAAUUCUACAAGCUGAACAAGUUUCCCUACAUUUCCAUCCUAGAUCCACGCACAGGUCAAAAAAUGGUGGAGUGGAACCAACUGGAUGUGGCAUCGUUCCUGGAGCAAGCAACCGGUUUCCUGGCAGAGCAUGGGCAGCUCGACGGGCCAUCCUGCCACGCUCCCCCUGCCAAGCGAGCUCGCUCUGAGAGUCUGAUUGAUGCCAGUGAAGACAGCCAGCUGGAGGCAGCGAUCCGAGCCUCCCUACAGGAGACCCACUAUGAGUCUUCAAACGUCCCUGAAGCCCCCGACUCCCCCCGAUCAGAGGACGAGUCAGAUGCUGAGCCCUUCUCUGACAGCGAGGGACCCAUCUCUGUUGAUGGCUCAGACAGUGAAACACCAGCACCCCACGAAGAGAAAAGUUCAGCCAGCAAACACACGCCGGCCCCUUCGGCCACUGCAGUCCAGCAGCGUCUUCAUCCUGAUAGUUCCACUUCUUCCCACAGAAAGUCUCCGUACAAAGAAAACAAUCACAGUCACAAAAAAGAGGAAAGCAAAAAGAACCACCUGGAGCCAUCGGCUGCAGGUGCUCGUCAUCCCGUUGCAGACUCUGGUGGGAGCCGCAGCACGACACAAACCGAAAGUGCUGGAACCUCCAAGAUCAGCACCACCACAUCCUGUGACAUGGACUGUCCUGACGACAACGGCCCCAAAGCCAGGUUGAUGCUACGUUACCCAGACGGACAGAGAGAACAGAUUUCCUUGUCUUCUAAAGCAAAACUUUUGGCCCUGGUAAGACAUGUCCAGUCCAAGGGUUACCCUAAUGAACGCUUUGAACUCGUCACCAACUUUCCCAGAAGGAAGCUUGCUCACUUGGACUAUGACAUCACACUGCAAGAAGCAGGCCUUUGUCCACAGGAGACUGUAUUUGUACAGGAGAGGAACUAGCCUUCCCAGACACAAUUGUUUUCUGCUUGUCCGUAUCUUCUAGUAGACCACACCAUUUCACCAAUGACCUGGGACGAUGGUACAGGCCUUGAUCUCAUAACUGUCUUUUCCGGAAGUAGGCUCCAUUAUUUUUUGCUAUAACAGCUGUUUGUGGAUGGACGUCUUUCACCACUACCCCACUAGUAUCAUUACUGAUGUGUCCACUGACGGUCUAAUCUCUUUGUAGUGGUCUACACUUGGCCAGUAAGGUGUCAACACUCUAGAUUUUUUUUUAAAUAAAAUCUAUUUUGUUCUGAUGCAGCUCAAAGAACACACACAAAUAACAGAUCACAUAUUGACUGUGGCCCACCAGGGACUUGUACAAAAAUACUUUUACCUCCUGCAAAGGACAUAAAAUGUCUUGAGUUUAUUUUCUAGUUCUUAUUUUUCUCUACAUGGGACAAGUAAAGGGAGGCUCAUUCUUGUUUUUUUUUUUUUGUUUGUUUUUUGUUUUUUUGUUUUGUUUUAGUUUAUUUUUUUGUUUUUUUGCUGUCUUUGUUUGAACAGCUGUAAUUAAUUGGAAGGCAGGAGUGCUUAAAAAAAACGGUCCAACAAUUCCAAGUCAAGAAAAUAUGUGUUUUGAUACAGCAGGGAAUGAAUGAAAGGGGGUACAUCUCAUCAGUCGGACCUACACUGUACAGAGACAGUUUAGAGAGACUGAUAUUUAGCUGUAGUCAUUGUUUCCUUCUUUUUUAUAAAUGCUGCCAAGAAAAAAACGCUGAUGAUGAAAUAUAACCACCAAAAACCAAGAGAUUCUGCUUGGUCUUUUAUUAUUUUUCAAAGGUUUUUGUUUUUAAAUGAAUGAUUAAAAAUCAGAAACUCUGCCAGAACAAAUUCUGAAAAAAAAGUUUCAGUAGGUAACUGGAAAAAAAAAAGUAAUGCCACAGAUUACAAGGCA
This is a messenger RNA of Melanotaenia boesemani (Boeseman's rainbowfish), 2551 nucleotides long. RefSeq names its product UBX domain protein 7 (gene ubxn7). Bases 1 to 1614 code for a protein of 537 amino acids. Gene Ontology annotation, biological process: proteasome-mediated ubiquitin-dependent protein catabolic process. NCBI's taxonomy places the organism in Eukaryota, Metazoa, Chordata, Actinopteri, Atheriniformes, Melanotaeniidae. The transcript has 11 exons. Gene Ontology annotation, molecular function: ubiquitin binding. Gene Ontology annotation, cellular component: nucleus. The record is from RefSeq and is a predicted model, not a curated record.